Mus caroli (Ryukyu mouse) is the source of this 7051-nucleotide messenger RNA. RefSeq names its product SMAD family member 5 (gene Smad5). The record is from RefSeq and is a predicted model, not a curated record. Gene Ontology annotation, biological process: transforming growth factor beta receptor signaling pathway; anatomical structure morphogenesis; regulation of transcription by RNA polymerase II. Gene Ontology annotation, molecular function: DNA-binding transcription factor activity, RNA polymerase II-specific; RNA polymerase II cis-regulatory region sequence-specific DNA binding; I-SMAD binding. NCBI's taxonomy places the organism in Eukaryota, Metazoa, Chordata, Mammalia, Rodentia, Muridae. Gene Ontology annotation, cellular component: heteromeric SMAD protein complex.
CCGGCGAGCGGGCGCCGAGUGCUUGUCCCGCGGCCGAGCUACUAAUAAAGUUGCGGCGCGUGCACAGCGCGGCGACGGCGUGAGGAGAGCGCGCCUGGGCGGCGGGGAGGUGAGUGAGGGGCCCCGGGGCGGGCGCUCGGGGCCCGGCGGAGGGACACGCGCUGGCGGUAGCGGCCCGCGUGAGGCUGGAGGCCUAGCUGCUCCCCGCGCGGGACCUGACGGCACGGGACGGGGCUCCGCGCGGCGCGGGAGGCCCCGGUACUAAGGAGGCCCCGCGCGGCCGACGAGGCCGGCGCGGACGAGGCCGCUGCCACCUCGGCGCGCCACCGACGCCCGGGCCCGCGCGCGGAGCCGCGCAGGCGGCCUAGGCCGAGCGCGCGCCCCGCCGCUUUGUGUCUGGGAGAUAAGGAUCCGCGCUUAUCGGUGGGAAUUACACUCUGGCCAGCCGGCCGGCGGCGACCCGCCCCUGCGCCCGCCCGCCCGCCCGCCCGCCCGCUCGCCCGCUCGCCCGCCCGCUCGCCCGUCACUCUCCGGACGUCGCAGGGGCUCCUUCGCUGCGCUAAACUUUGUGACUUGUACUAAGAAGAAGCGUAUGGCACCUGUCAAGUUAAAUGUCAGUCCCCACCUCCACUUGGACUUUCUGCUUAAGACCUGCAUGUGACUUUUCACCUGCGAUCCACGCUUUUGGUAUCUAGUGACUUUGAUUACAGGAAGGUGUCUGAAGAUUUGUAUCAAAUGACGUCAAUGGCCAGCUUGUUUUCUUUCACUAGUCCAGCCGUGAAGCGAUUGUUGGGCUGGAAACAAGGUGACGAGGAAGAGAAAUGGGCAGAAAAGGCAGUGGAUGCUUUAGUGAAAAAGCUGAAGAAGAAGAAGGGUGCUAUGGAGGAGCUGGAGAAAGCCUUGAGCAGCCCAGGACAGCCAAGCAAGUGUGUCACGAUCCCCAGGUCCUUGGAUGGACGCCUGCAAGUUUCUCACAGGAAAGGCUUGCCCCAUGUUAUAUAUUGCCGUGUUUGGCGCUGGCCAGAUUUGCAGAGCCAUCACGAGCUAAAACCAUUGGAUAUUUGUGAAUUUCCUUUUGGAUCUAAGCAAAAGGAAGUUUGUAUCAAUCCGUACCACUAUAAGAGAGUGGAGAGUCCAGUCUUACCUCCAGUGUUAGUGCCUCGUCACAAUGAAUUCAAUCCACAACACAGCCUUCUGGUUCAGUUCAGGAACCUGAGCCACAAUGAACCGCACAUGCCACAAAACGCCACGUUUCCCGAUUCUUUCCACCAGCCCAACAACGCUCCUUUCCCCUUAUCUCCUAACAGCCCCUAUCCUCCUUCCCCUGCUAGCAGCACAUAUCCCAACUCCCCAGCAAGCUCUGGACCUGGAAGUCCAUUUCAACUCCCAGCUGACACCCCUCCCCCUGCCUAUAUGCCACCUGAUGAUCAGAUGGCUCCAGAUAAUUCCCAGCCUAUGGAUACAAGCAGUAACAUGAUUCCUCAGACCAUGCCCAGCAUAUCCAGCAGAGAUGUUCAGCCUGUCGCCUAUGAGGAGCCCAAACACUGGUGUUCGAUUGUCUACUAUGAAUUAAACAAUCGUGUUGGGGAAGCUUUUCAUGCAUCUUCUACUAGUGUGUUAGUAGAUGGAUUUACAGAUCCUUCAAAUAACAAAAGUAGAUUCUGCCUGGGAUUAUUGUCAAAUGUUAAUCGUAAUUCAACUAUUGAAAACACUAGGCGGCAUAUUGGAAAAGGUGUUCAUCUAUACUACGUUGGUGGGGAGGUGUACGCCGAGUGUCUUAGUGACAGCAGCAUCUUUGUUCAGAGUAGGAACUGCAACUUUCACCAUGGCUUCCAUCCCACCACCGUCUGUAAGAUCCCCAGCAGCUGCAGCCUCAAGAUUUUUAACAAUCAGGAGUUUGCUCAGCUUCUGGCUCAGUCAGUCAACCACGGAUUCGAGGCUGUGUAUGAGCUCACCAAGAUGUGUACCAUUAGAAUGAGCUUUGUCAAGGGUUGGGGAGCGGAGUACCACCGACAGGAUGUCACCAGUACUCCGUGCUGGAUUGAGAUUCACCUCCACGGGCCUCUGCAGUGGCUGGAUAAAGUCCUUACUCAGAUGGGCUCUCCGCUGAACCCCAUUUCUUCUGUUUCAUAGUGCAGAAGUAUUCUUUUCAACUAUAUUUUUAGUGGACUUGUUUUAAUUUUAGAGGAAUUUCCAGUACAGAUGCUGUGAGCUGACAUGGAAAACAGAUAUUAUUUUUUCUACGUAAUUGUGACCAACACAUUUGUAUUUUAUGAUGAUAUUACAUUUGUUUGUAUUCGUGUUCAUUGUGAUUAACUUUCAAAAGUAUUGUAAACGAUGUAGAGUAUUUUGCCCCUGUUGAAAUGUUUAGUAUUGAUCUUAAACUGGAACGUACUUUUGCUUAUUGUCCCAACAGUUUUUUAAUUUGUUAAUUUUUUUUUUACAAAGUAGUUCAUCACAUAAUGAAAUUUUAUCCUGUAAGAGAACAUAUAUUGUGGAAAGCAGUAGACGAUAUUCCUCUGGGAAUUUCUUUGCCUACCACCUUUGAAAAAGCAUACAUUGUUUGCAAAACCUCAAAGUAGGGCUUGCUUAAAGGAAACUGUUGAAUCUUAUUUGAAGGACACUGCAGUCCUAACGUGUUCAGUGAAAGCAAGGUGGUAGAUUUCUGGACGUCAUAUAUUUACAUUUAAUAUAGGUAAUAUUCAUCAGUGUAAUGUGACUUCAUGCCAUAUAUCUUUUGUAAAACAAUUCCUUUUAAAAAAUUUCAAGUAUUUGUCAUUUACUCAAAUUUGUCAUAAGUCCUACUUAACAGCUAGUUACUGUGUGCUCUGUGGCCUUGUUCAGCAUUGUUUGCUGCUUUGGGCCAAUGAUUCAAGAACUCUAAUUUUCCUGUGCAUUAAUCUUUUCAUUUUGCACUUUUUUGGGUGACUGUCUUAGUGUAGCCUCUGGUAAAAUACUGUCGGGUGACCUGGUCUUAGAGCUCCUCCUUGCUGCCUUGGCACUCCUUUGUGCAACACGACCACUUAGAGAUGACAGCUAUGAGCUGUGCUGCUUUUUCUAGCCUUUAGUUUCCAAUUUAGUUUAUAAUGUUGUUCUUCUAUAGCUCCAGCUGAGGCGCCUGUUAGUCCCCUACAGUGUUCUGAGCGUAGUGACACUGAAAGGUUAUGUAUGCGUGAAUACCUUUGCUCCUUACCAGACUUGUCAUACAAGGCCUCGUGCAGCGUAGCCAGCAGAGGCUCUUUGGCUGGCUCAAGAGUGAGGCUGUUGGUGUAAAUGAAUCACAAUAGGGAUUGGGAUAGUUCACGUCAUAUGUCAUAUAGCAAGACAGUGUAGAGUGUAGGCUUGUCUCUCUGCAUCAACGCUCUGCCUUUUUCUUUUUAUCCUUUUAGAACCUACAUGGACACUAAUCUCCACAACACUGUUGGAUGUGAACACUCUUAAGACACCCAUCUAGUUCACUGUGCCUUGUCCUUAGGACUCUUAACCACUUUCUAGGGAGCAGUUAUGGCCUGAGAUGGACAGUCAUGGCCUGAGAAUGAAGACACUACUUCGAUAAAGAAAAAAGCCUCAUUUGCCUAUCAGAGUGAGAAAGUUUAUUUUCUGGUGCCUUUUGAAAAUAUACAGAGCCACUUAGUUCUUCUGCUGAAAAUGUUAUUUUGGUUUGACUUUUUAGAGUGCCCUUCCUGCCUUUAUGAGGAAAACAGCUUUUUUUUGGGGGGGGGGGGGAUUCCUUUUGUUUUCUGUGUCGUUAUUUAUUGCCUUUCAGAGUACAACCAUUGGGUGGCUUUGCUCCUUCAGAGAGGGUUCCUUGAUGGCCUUCAGUAGACUGAGCUGUAGACAUAAGUAUUCCAUAGCAAGAGUGUGUCAGCUCCAUGAGAGAGAUGUCCGCUUUAUAGCCGAGUGCAGAAACCGUUCACUGUUCCUUUACUUGGCAGCCUUUAAGAACAGGUUUGUAAGAACGUGUCUUGAGUUGAGUGAGUGUAUGUCUGUGAGCUCUGCUGAAGUCUGGAAACAAGGGCCUUGCCUGCUCCUUUUUCCAGCAGUGUUGUCUCUCCACAGUCUUCAUGUCACAGGCCUCGGGCUUGCAGAGUCCUGUGUGGCCUGCCAUCUGUACAGUGGCAGGACUGAAGCUCUGAGCUGUUCCGAGGUUCAUGGAGAAAUCCCAGCCUGCUCUGUGGUCAGUAAAUGGAGACUGUGUAGUCUACCUGCUCCUGUACUGUCUAAGGGUAUACAUACGUCUGUGGGUAGGCAGUACUCAGUGAGAUGAAGACAGCAAGUGUGCACUGAACCACAGAGGGCAAGGAGUAGGGCCUCCGAAGAAGCCACCAGACCAGUCCAGUGUCAGUCUCUGUCUGAGAUGGCUCUGAUGGGGCCCAGACUGGCCCUGAGCAUGCUGAGUUGCUGAGGGUGGUCUUCAGUUCUCUACCCUCUGAAGUGCUAGGAUGACAGACAUCCGCCAUCAUACCCAGCUUCUGUGAUGCUAAGGAUCAGCCUCAGACUUCAGGCGUGUUAGGCAAGUACUCUGCCAAGUAUUUAGUAUACAAAAUACAUUAGUAUCUGCCAGGGAAGAAAGAAUUGCAAAUAAUAGAGAUUGCCAUCAGUUUGAUAAAUGUUGUAAAUGGAAGAAUCAAAAUCUCAGCCAUGGAUUACAGCAACAAGAUGCUGCCUAGGAAAAGCAGGACCAAGAGGUACAUUUGACUAGUAAACCUUCAGCAUCGCGUGAUGACCUUGCUGAUGUCACUCAACUGAACUUAAGGGCUGUAAGUAGGCAUGCUGUGGGCCUUCCAGAACUAGAGAAAAUUGGAGGAGGAAGUCAGUUCUAAAGUAGCAAAAGCUGGGUAAUGGUGGCACAUGCCUUUGAUUCUAGCACUCGGGAGGCAGGGGCUAGCCUAGUCUACAGAGCAACUUCUACACAGAGAAACUGUCUUGGAGGAAGAAAAAAAAGAGAAAAGUGAAAGAGCAAACAAAUAGAACAGAGUAGGAAUCCAUGUCCCCUUUUUUCUAUGUUUCAUGGUUGCAUGUGUAAGAAAAGUAGUCAUAGAUGUGGCUAAGUUUCUAAGAUGAAACCAGUAGUAAGAUUGCUAAAUAUGACACUUCAGCAGGCUACACUAAUAAUGCAGAGAGGAAAUGGGCCACUUUAAUACCAUCUGCAAGUUAGACACCCUGUGGGGGUGUGAAUGACAGUAACAUUGCAAUAUGAAAUGAACUGUGCAAGUAACACUUGGGGUUACCUCACAGUCUCCCUAUGCCUGAGAGGACUGUGGGAAACAUUUCCAUCCCCUGCCAGUAUUGUCAUUGGGAGGACAGAGUAGAUGAAGAAGUGAAGUCUUACUGGUCCAGGGCACUCCUGUCAGCCAUGUCAUUUGUACUUCUGCCACAGAGCACCAAGAGGCUUGGCUCAGUAUCCUCAAACCUUGUCUGGUCACUUCCCUGGCAGCACUUGGGUCCCUGUCACUCACUGGUCUCUUAAAAGUCCUGUCUCUUUGCUUCCUGAAGAUUCUCCAAAAAAUUACUAUUUUUUAUUUCUUUUUUAAAAGUCUUUGUUAUUUUGUUUUGGGAUACAGUCUCUUUGUACAGUCCUGGCUGGCCUGGAAAUUACUAUGUAGGCCAGCCUCAAACUUGAAGUAAUUCCCUCCAACUCCCUCUGGAGUUCUGGGAUUACAGGCAUGCACUACGGAGUACAGUGAGCUCUGAUGGCUUUUAAAAUUCAGCCCCUUUGAGGGUUUGGUUUUAGAUCCAUUAGCUUUGUCUGAACCCGUCUUUGUCCGGCCGAGUAAAUCCUCUGCUAUCUGGGGUCUCGGUAGAAAUGUGUUCUCAGUAUACAUACGGCUAAACAUUGGUUGUUUAUAGGUGGCCUCAGAUAUUUGGUAGAGCAUCUUUUUUGAAAGUAAUCUCCAGCUAGGUGGGUAUUUCUCUCACAGCAGUAGGAUUUUCCCUUUAGGAAAUACCAGUUCUUCAUCUUUCUUGUGAAAAUAAUGUAUUUAUGGGGAGUGAAGAUUAAGGCGUUGUUUCUACACUAACAAAAUUCUAUUUGAUGGACAACUUGAACAGUUCUGUGGACUUGGGUGGGUUCUAGUAUGCUAAAAAGGAUAACAGUAUUUAUUAGUAUCUGUCAUCCGGCCUUGCUCAUCUCCCUGUCUAGGGCUGUAGGUCAGUGCUCGAGCACUUAGCAGGCAUCGAGUCUAGUGUUCAGUGCCUAGCACUGCACAGAACUCAGGAUAUACCUGUACUGAAACUGAAGUGACCACCUACAGCCGGGUCGUAUGCCAGAACCACAGAAAGGAGAUUCACAGUGAUGUGUUUAAAGCAUUGGGCUGGUGAUGGUUGCUGUGUAGUAAUGACCUCUUCCUCAGCACAGAGUCCUGGAGCAGGCUGUCCUCAGAAGAGGGAAAGGACUGGUGUGCUCCUUGUGCAGGUAACUUAGUGUAUAAGUCAAUAAGUAGCUAUCCUUUAAGGAUUUGUUUGAAGUUGCUCUUUGUAAAAAGUUGAGAAUUUUGUGUGUGUGCAGUUGGGCACAUGCUUGCCCUUCCCCCACCCGCCAUAGUCCUGCCUCUUGCUGUGAACCUGUGUCAGCUACAACACUCCAGCUAGGUCCGAGCUCUUUUGAGAGAAGGUCUCUUGAGCACCAUUCUCAGAGAGGAGCUGAAGCAUGGGGAGCCUUAGGACGGUCAGGCAAUGCACUCUUUACCACGGCUGGCUAAGGCUGCAGCUUGACUGUCCUUACCUAAAUCAGGUAAGAAUGUGAUUACAGAGCGAGUGCUUGUGUUCCCCGGCCUGCCUUCUCCGAGGAAGAUGCUUCAUUCGAGGAUGAUGCAGAGCAGACGGAUGGCUGCACUGUAGGUCUGCCUCCUUCUGCGUAUGGGUUCUGCUGCUGCUUACGGCAUAGGAAACUACACUAGCAGCGUGCUUCAAUUCUGCCAUCUUUUGAUACUUAUAAAAAUGUAUUAGGUUUUACUGUAUUGUGCUCUCAAAGCCAUAACUCUUAAGAAAUUUGUUUUUUUUGCAUAUUGUUUGCUAAUACUUUGUUUUAAUAAACCUCAAAAUCUGCUUA